Molecule: messenger RNA, 1946 nt
Organism: Piliocolobus tephrosceles (Ugandan red Colobus)
Lineage: Eukaryota; Metazoa; Chordata; Mammalia; Primates; Cercopithecidae
Product: centromere protein V-like
Exons: 2
Coding region: 145-672 (175 amino acids)
Source: RefSeq, a predicted model, not a curated record
UUACCUUUUCGUCCCGGGUGGCCAUGUCCCUGUUGCCACUGGAUCUGGUUGUGAGUUCUGGCUCUGCCUCCUUUGGCUGUGUGACCCAAGGCAAGGGGCUUGGCCUCUCUGCGUCUCGGUUUCUUCACCUGUUAAGAGACGACGAUGGUCACCUGCGGCUGCUGUGCGGAGUGUGAAGAACUGAAGGCACCUGGCCCAGGGCGGCGCGCACCACCAACUUUCCGGGAUCGGGGGGUGGGGGGUCACUGGGGCCGGCGUCUCCCGCGUCCCCCUCCCCUGGACUCCAGUCCCCGCCGAGAGGAAGCACUGCCCGGCUGCGCCGCCCGCGUUGGGACACGCCAGAGCCGAGGGCAACCGAGGGCUGGGGUCCUGCUGGAGCUCAGCGGCGAGGCCUGGGCAGCGGGGAUGCGAGGGCGUCCCCUCUUCUCAGAGGAAUCGGGCACUGGGGGUCUUGGAGAAAGGGCUGCACGCCAAGCGGGGUACGCCCCCCGCCGGGCCCGAGCACUUACCCGGCGCCCUACCCGCCCGCGGUCACCGCGCGACUGGGAGCCUCGGAGCAGGUCCGGCCCGGCCAGCCCCGCCCCGUACCAGGCCCCGCCCACGCCCGGGCCGCCCCCGCCCCCGUCCCCGCCCCCACUGCCCGCAGCUCCCCAACCGUCGGCGGGCGUCUAGGCCUCUCCCCGGGUUUCAGCCCCCUCGUCCCUGCCUGUGGUCAGUCCACCCGUUCGUCCCUAUCUCCCUCACCCCGACUGCCUCCCGCCCCGCAGGCUGGGCCUGUCCUGGGCCUUCCGCAGUUACAAAGGUCCCGCCCGUGGGAGCGAAUCGCGGAUCACGAGAAUCCUGCCCUGGACCAGCCUAAGGGAAGGGUGGGCGGAGGGAACCACUUCCUUCCUCCUCAGGCUGGAGCGGGGCGAAUUCAUCCCGCCAACCCCUCUCGGGAAGCUUCUGCUCCAUUCCACCGUCUCCGGGCCAUACCUGCCUCUGGGUGUCCUGAUUCCUUGGGCUCGUCCCCUGCACCGUUUCUGCAUGCAGGGGUGGAGGGUUGGGCAGCAUGCUCUAAGGAGUGAGCAACCUCGCAGCCCUCAGGAUUUCUCUUGGUCGGGGGCGCUGAGGCUGCUCAUGGGAUGGUACUGGCAAGAGCGACCCUUCCCGCGGGCAGCCCCUGCCUGUCCUGGGCUGCCUUGCUCCUGGCCAACUCUGGCGCAGGCCCAGCUCUGAAGUCCCUCCCCUGUGGGCCCUCCCAGUACCCUGUUCACACAGUGGAAUCAGUUCUGUUAGCUUCUGUCUUUUCCCAGAGACCAUUUGUCCCAAACAUCCUGCAGAGCCGUCUUCUGCGCACCUCUCCCUUCCGGUUGGGUCGGGGCUGUGGGGAGAGGCUCACCUCCUUGGGGUUGUGUUAGUUUCCUCAUGCCGCUGUAACAGAUCACCACAAACCUAGUGGCUUAACACAAAAGUGUUAUCUUACAGCCCGGGAGGCCAGAAGUCUCAGAUGGGUCCUACAGGGCCAGAAUCAAGGUGUGGAUGGGGCUGUGCCUUCUGGAGGCGCCAAGGUAGUGUGUUCCUUGCCUUUCCGGGCUGGAGAGGUGCCUGUGAUCCUUGGCUGCCUCAAUCCACCUCUGCCUCCACAGUCACAGCGCCUUCUCCCUUCUAAGGAGCCCUGUGAUUAUAUGGGAUCCACCUGGAUAAUCCAGGCUAAUCUCUCCAGCUCAGGAUCCUUCGCUUCGCGAAGUCACAUGAGCAAAUUCCCCUUUGCCACUUAAGGCAACAUACAGGUUUUGGGGGGUUAGGAUGUGGAUAUCUUGGUAGGGGGGUGCAUUCUUCUGCCUCCCAUAGGGGUAUUGUUUCCACGGCUUCAACUGACUCGGUUUUCCUCAAUUCUGCUGGGCUUUCUUUUCUUUUUUAUUUUUUUGAGAUGGAGUCUCACUGUGUCACCCAGCCUGGAGUGC